CCCCCAGACACGAUAUGUAGAUGCGUCGACCCCCCCCCCCGCGCUGCAGCAUGGACUCGUCCAGUUCUCAUCACCGGAGCGAAUCGAUAGUUAAAGAAGCUUGAAUAUAGCAGCUCUGUUUCUGCGCCGGCUGACGUGACAUCACGAGUCUUCAGUGAGGAAAACAAUGGAGGAACAGAAGCUGAAAGAUCCUAUUAAUAAAGUGUCUCUUAUCAAAGAUGAGCUGAGCAGGAGCACCGUGGAGGCCAGUGAGUCUGAGAAGGUCAUCCAGCAGCUGAACCAGGAACUGCAGGAAGCCAAUGAACAGGCCAACUCGGGCAAACGCAAGUGUAUUGAACUCCAAGGUCUGUUGGAGGAGGAGAAAAGAGCCAAUAAGCAGCAGGCGGAGGAAUCAGCAAAACAGAUAAAGGUCUUACAGACUCAGCUCCAGAAGCUGCAGGAAGAUAUGGAGAAUCUCAGGGAUCAGAAGGACAGCUCAAUCUUCAGCUUGCGACAGGAAGUGCGCACAGCUCAGGAGGAAGUGCAGGUGUUGCGCCGCACUAUGGAGAAAACCGCAGCCGAGCGAGAGCAUGAGGUCAGCGCACUGAAAGGGAACCUAGCAACACUAACUUCCGAGCUGGAGAAAUGGCAGUUGGCUGCAAACAAGUAUGAGCGUGAGCUCGACAGUGUACAGGCCAGUCACCAGCAGCAGAACCAGCAGAGAGACAGAGCUGCCAAGCAGCAAGCGAGCGAGCUGGAGCGGCUGCAGAAGGACUGUGAGAGCCUGAGGAGGGAGUGUGCGUCUCUGAGGUCAGAGAGAGAGCAGCUGGCUGAUAAACAGCAGAAAGAGAAGAUCAGCCUGCAGAGUGAGAGCAGCACCCUGCGCUCAGAGAAAGAACAGCUGCUGAAGAAACAGCAGCAGCUGGAGAAAGAGCUGGACAGCUCCAAGAAACAGAGCACAAGCCUGAGCAACACGGUCAAGACACUGGAGAAGACGCAGGCAGACCUGGAGAAACGACUGUGCGUCCUGCAGGAGGAACACCAGAGAGCCACCAGCCAGCUGGAGCAAAGCAAUAGCAGGAUCAAAGAACUGCAGAAAGAGUAUGAGGAGAUCCAGGCAGAGCUGUCAGGCCUCAGGGGGAAGUAUGAGAAUGCAGAGGAGGAGAAACGCUCCUUCAAUCUGGAGCUGCAGCAGAGCCAAGAGCGCCUGAGGCUUCUGCAGGACAAAGAAAACCAUCUGUCUUUAUUGCAGCCCAUCCUAGCCGUAGCCAUCGGCCUUGUCCUGGCUUUGCUGUAUUGGUGCUUGGGCCCAUUGUGGUAGAAAGGGAAAAUGGAUCAGGUGGAUGCCCGUCGCUGCUGUGACCAUUGCCGUGACGGGGUAUUUGCUUUCAAAGACCUCAAAAUGAACAACGUGAUGAACCAGUAACAAGCACAUGCACCAUGACAUGCAUACCUAGUAAAUGUUUCUCAAACGUGUUGACAUUUGUAUCAUUUUAGUCUGUGUGGUGUUAGUUUGAGUAACGAGUGUUUAAAUGCAACUUCUUACUCAAGUAUCGAAGGCCUUAGAAUAAUAACAUGUCACAAGGUUCCCUCAUUUGCACCAUAUAUCUUUUUUUUUUAAAUUACAGGUCCUGUAUGCAUUGCAUUUUGAAGUAUCUGGCUUAUAACUGAUAUUUUAUUGAACACUGUUGCUUUGCCAAACAAACACUUAGUGAAUUGCCUUAUAUAACAUAACCUUAGAUAAACAAACAUUUAUACCUCCCUGAACGAACACUUCCGUGAGAAAUGAUUCAGAAUUGUAAAGCCCAUUGCAAUAACAUAUUCAAGACCAUUGAGAUCCAUUAAGUUUUAACUCGAUCAUAUGUUUUGUAGCUUAAAGGUCUAAAUCUGCCAUAUAAUGUGUUUGUGUCUUUGCACCUUAUACGAAGCCAUUAGUGAUUAGUCUAUGCACUGUACUUUAUUGUGGUAAGGAUUUGAGAUAUUAUUAAAUAAUGAUGAUAAGCAAUGUUUACUUAGGACAUUAGAGCGCUUAUGUGUCCGAAAGAGACCUAAUAGAGUGUUUAUGAUUUGUUAUGUUUAUUACUUGUACAGAGAUUUACGCAAAAACUACCCGUUAUAACAGAUAUGAUCAUUGCAAUAAAUAAGCAAAAGUGAAGUUCAA
This is a messenger RNA of Cyprinus carpio (common carp), 2140 nucleotides long. RefSeq names its product sarcolemma associated protein b (gene slmapb). NCBI's taxonomy places the organism in Eukaryota, Metazoa, Chordata, Actinopteri, Cypriniformes, Cyprinidae. The record is from RefSeq and is a predicted model, not a curated record.